Messenger RNA from Biomphalaria glabrata, 2808 nucleotides. RefSeq names its product lysine--tRNA ligase-like. Gene Ontology annotation, molecular function: ATP binding; tRNA binding; lysine-tRNA ligase activity. The coding region runs from base 349 to 2169 and encodes 606 amino acids. The record is from RefSeq and is a predicted model, not a curated record. The transcript has 17 exons. Gene Ontology annotation, biological process: lysyl-tRNA aminoacylation. Gene Ontology annotation, cellular component: mitochondrion; cytosol; cytoplasm. Lineage: Eukaryota; Metazoa; Mollusca; Gastropoda; Planorbidae.
UAGAUCUAGACAUCUAGAUCUUGCAUUUGUCUCAUUUGAUUUAGAUUAGAUGUCUGCUUUAUUACCCUGCUUUUUAUUUUAUUUGUAUCUUAAUGUCAACCGCUUGAAGUAUCUGAGUAUUACUGAUCUAAGCUAUAGGCCUUCUAUACAUGAAAUGCGUAGGACGUAAUUAUCUUCCUUUUUUAUAUAGAAUAAUGCCAUUACUACUUCAUUACUAGAGAAUGGAAUGACAAUGACUAGAUUAUCUAAGAUUGACAACAUGAAUCAGAAAUGUCCCUAGUAGGAACCUGUCUGUAUUGAUUAAUUGGACACUUAUCAACUGAGAUUCACUACAGUUUUCAUUUGGUCAUGCUGAAAGUACUUCGAGCCAUUUCCAGUGUCAGUCAAAGUUUGAGUGCACUUCAGCAUGUCUCUCUCUUGGCAGCUGAGCAAACCAUGCUUCUCUACUCACAGCCAAGACUUCUAUUUCACACUGCUGGAACAAUGUUUAGUGAGCAGAAACGAACACUCAAAGCUGAAAGACAAGCUAAAAGGAAAUCUGAAAGACAAGAAGCAAAAGGGAGUGCGGAAAAUAAAACAGCAGAGUCUGAGGAUACAGCUGGCCAGGAUGGCGAGGAAAGUGAUGCAAUGGAAUAUUUUCAUUUGCGCUCCUUGGCUGUGGCCAACAUGAAAGCCACUGGAGACCAUCCCUAUCCACACAAGUUUCAUGUGGGCAUGUCGUUGAGAGAGUUCAUUGACAAAUACAAUCAUUUGUCACCUGGAGAAAAACUGGAGGAAGUUGUGACUGUGGCAGGUCGAAUACACACCAAAAGGUUAUCUGGAACCAAGCUAAUCUUUUAUGACCUUAGAGCUGAAUCUGUGAAAAUACAAAUCAUGGCCAAUGCAAAGUACUAUGAAAGCCAAGAAUCUUUUGAGAAAAUGGAGAAAAAAAUUAAAAGAGGGGAUAUUGUGGGAGUGUCAGGCAGACCAGCUAAAACAAAGAAAGGGGAAUUAAGCAUUGUGCCUGUGUCAGUGACUCUACUCUCCCCUUGUUUGAGAAAUUUGCCUCAUCUCUACUAUGGUGUGAAAGAAAAGGAAACCAGGUUCAGACAGCGAUACUUGGAUUUGAUGAUUAACGAACCUGUGAGGGAUAUAUUUAUAACCAGAGCCAAAAUAAUCAACUAUCUGCGCAAGUUUUUUGAUAAUUUAGGCUUUUUAGAGGUUGAAACUCCCAUGAUGAGUUUGAUCCCAGGUGGCGCUGUAGCUAGACCUUUUAUCACUCAUCAUAAUGAGUUGAAUCAAGAUCUGUACAUGAGAAUUGCCCCUGAACUCUAUCUAAAGAUGUUGGUUGUAGGAGGUAUUGACAGAGUUUAUGAAAUCGGUAAACAGUUUAGAAAUGAAGGCAUUGAUCUCACACACAAUCCAGAGUUUACAACCUUGGAGUUCUACAUGGCCUACGCUGACUACAAUGAUUUAAUGACGAUAGCUGAAAGUUUAAUCUCUGGUAUGGUCAAACAGUUGAAAGGCAGUUACAAAAUUACUUAUCACCCUGAUGGCCCUGAAGGUCAAGGCUAUGAAAUAGACUUCACUCCCCCAUUCAAGCGUGUGUCUAUGAUUCCAGCAUUGGAGGAAGCAAUGAAUGUCACGUUCCCUCCAGCUGCUGAAUUGCACACCGAAGCUUCUAGAAAAUUCCUUGAUGACCUUUGUGUUAAACAUGGAGUGAGAUGUCUCCUACCUAGAACUGCUGCACGUCUGCUAGACAAGAUGGUUGGUGAUUUUAUAGAGGACAAGAUAAUAAAUCCCACAUUCAUCAUUGAUCAUCCAGAAAUUAUGAGUCCUCUUUCCAAAUCACAUAGGUCAGUGCCUGGAUUGUCAGAGCGUUUAGAAUGUUUUGUAAUGCGUAAAGAAAUAGCGAAUGCUUACACAGAAUUGAAUGACCCAGUUGUCCAAAGAGAAAGAUUUCAACAACAAGCUAAGGAUAAGGCUGCAGGAGAUGUUGAAGCCAUGUUUGUGGAUGAAAAUUACUGUGUUGCCCUUGAGUAUGGACUGCCACCAACUGGAGGUUUAGGGCUUGGUAUUGAUAGACUCACCAUGUUCUUGACAGACCAGAACAACAUAAAGGAAGUAGUAUUUUUCCCAGCCAUGAGGCCAGAAAAUACACAUACGCCGGAAACCACAACAGAGAAAUAGAGAAUCCUUUUUAAUUGAAUGUUGGCUGUACCCCUUUUAGAUUAUCUCCAAAUGGGUAAUUCAUGAAAUUCUAUAUGUAUUUGUAUUCAUGUGUUUAUUGGCAAGAAAAUUGGCAAGUUGACACUUGUAUUAUUUAUUGAUUAACACCUUCAGCCAGGCAUGCUUCCAUUAUAUUAGCUGUCAGGGACAUUGGAAAGUUGUAAGAUCUAAAUCAAAAUCAGCAUGUAAUAUUUUGGCAGCUUCACCUUUACACAGCUUUAUGUAUACCUAUAUAUUUACUUUAACUUCAAUAGCAUCCGUUCCCAAACUCAUAUGUUGGUGAGUCAGAAACUGUGUCUAAACUUUUAUAGCGCUGCACAAAAUUUCUUUAAUGAUUGGAAGUUAUCUCAUUUUGAAGCUUAGUAACUAUGGAAAUGAAGGCAGAGUUGACAAAUCACUUAAGGUCAUCUACCAAGGUCUAGGUUAUCUAGUCUUGCAUACCAUUAAAUGUAUGACUACUUUAAAUUGAUGUUAGUGCCCUGACAUUGAAAUAACUGGUGUUAAUGUAAUGAUUUGAAAAGGAGAGAAUGUAGUUGUAUGUAAGUUUCUUUUGGUUUAGUAAUGUUUGUUUCAAUGACUGCAAUUAAAGAGUGAACUAAA